Scophthalmus maximus (turbot) is the source of this 5496-nucleotide messenger RNA. It is a transcript of the gene gfod1, whose product is annotated as glucose-fructose oxidoreductase domain containing 1. The record is from RefSeq and is a predicted model, not a curated record. The transcript has 3 exons. Lineage: Eukaryota; Metazoa; Chordata; Actinopteri; Pleuronectiformes; Scophthalmidae. Gene Ontology annotation, molecular function: nucleotide binding. The coding region runs from base 548 to 1735 and encodes 395 amino acids.
GCAGCUCGGUUUCGGCAUAAUAGCGCCUCUGCCGCUGCUGCUGCGGGAUCCUCCAGGGAGCGGGACGGGGCAGCGGUGUUUCUGUGCGCACCGCCGCCGGACGAAGCUCAUCCCCGGCUCUCAUUUACUCUGACUGUGACUCUAUCCGAGGGGAGGUUCCAGCUGAGGGAUAACUAACCGUGUGGGGGGAGGUGACAUGCCCCGUCACUGCUUGGCGCAGUCGGUGCGCUGACCGCUGUCAGACGCGGACGGACCGGUGCGGUGCGUUCACAUUUCUGUGUUUAACGCGUUCGCGGUUUCCCAUCGGUUUCUGGAUUACAUUCAGCCCGGGGGGGGGGGGGGACAACGACAUUAAAUGCCCGGUCGCCGAGCCGGAGCGAGGGGGGGAGUGCAGCGGAGGAGCGGCCGUUCGGCUGCAGGUGGAUGGACAACCUGACGGCGCCAGCUGCUGCCGCCGCCGCCGCUUCCCUGCCGCCCCGCCGCCGCCGCCGCCGCCGCAGGUCUGGCCGCAGCCACGGAAAACCAGCGGACGAGUAAACCCGGGGCCAUGCUGCCCGGGGUCGGCGUGUUCGGCACCAGCCUGACCGCCAGGGUGAUCAUCCCGCUGCUGAAGAACGAGGGCUUCGCCGUCAAGGCGCUGUGGGGCCGGACGCAGGAGGAGGCGGAGGAGCUCGCCAAGGAGAUGAACGUGCCCUUCUACACCAACCGCAUCGACGACGUGCUGCUGCACCAGGACGUGGACCUGGUCUGCAUCAACCUGCCGCCGCCGCUGACGCGACAGAUCGCGGUCAAAACACUGGGUAUUGGAAAGAACGUGAUCUGCGACAGGACCGCCACGCCUCUAGACGCCUUCCGGAUGAUGUCAGCGGCCCAGUACUACCCCAAGUUGUUGAGCAUUAUGGGAAAUGUGCUGCGCUUCCUGCCGGCCUUCGUUCGAAUGAAGGAGCUCUUAGAAGAAGGCUACAUUGGGGAGCUGCUGGUCUGUGAGGCCCAGGUCCACAGUGGUAGUCUCCUGGGGAAGAAAUACAACUGGAGCUGCGAUGACCUGAUGGGAGGUGGCGGCCUGCACUCGGUGGGCAGCUACAUCAUCGACCUGCUCACGUUUCUGACGGGCCAGCGUGCAGCCAAAGUCCACGGCUUCCUCAAGACCUUCGUCAAACAGACGGACCACAUCCGGGGCAUCCGCCAGAUCACCAGCGACGACUUCUGCACGUUCCAGAUGGUGCUGGAGGGAGGCGCCUGCUGCACCGUCACGCUCAACUUCAACGUGCCCGGAGAUUUCCGUCAGGAGGUCAUCGUCGUGGGGACUGUCGGGCGGUUGACGGUCACAGGGACGGACCUGUACGGCCAGAAGAACGGCGGCGGCGCAGGAAGCGGUGGUGGUCCUGAGCUCCUGCUCAAGGACACCACGCCUCUCGAGAAGGCGUCUCUGCCGGAGAAGGCCUUCAGCGACAUUCCAUCCCCGUAUCUCACCGGGACCAUCCGCAUGAUCCAGGCCGUGCGGCAGGCCUUUGAGGACCAAGACGACCGGCGGACGUGGGACGGGAGGCCCCUGACGAUGGCCGCCACCUUUGAGGACUGCCUCUAUGCUCUUUGCGUGGUGGAUACCAUCAAGAAAUCCAACCAGUGUGGAGAGUGGCAGAACAUUGCGGUGAUGACAGAAGAGCCAGAGAUCAGCCCGGCCUAUCUGAUCAGCGAGGCCAUGCGGCGCAGUCGGAUGUCCCUCUACUGUUAGCGUCUGGCUGAUGCGCAAAUCCUGUUAAGACGACUGACAGCCUACGUAACCCUUCAAAACCGGAGGUGGCGCUGGACGGGCCUUGAUAUUGUUUUUCUUUCUUUUUUUUUUACUGUCAAGUCUGUAUUGAUACUGUUACAGACCUAGAGGUUACACAACAGAGAGUUAUGGUUUCCUGUCACUCUGCCUUCUGCAGUGGAGGAAAAAAGCAGUGGGAUUAAUAAUCAAACCUUUAUUUAUGAGGAAAUCUUUUACCUGUUUCCAGCCCUUCCGGGCGAGACGCACUUGCAAGUCAAACUGAUUCCCGGCAGCAGACGGACGAGAUACAGUCCUACAGUCCAAGGCUUCGGGAGUGGAACAAAUUCUUCUGUGUUCUGCUCCAACCACGAGGGGGUCGCAUUUCUCACGACUCUCCUGCUCCUCCGCUACACGACCGGGUCUGGAAGUCAACAGCCUCACACUGUGGGUCCGAGCGAGGACUGCCGGAGAAGAACGGCAAUCCUCUCUGUUUUAAACUGUGCCGCUUUAUCGUCGCUAUAAGCUCAAUUACUUGCUAGUUUUACCAAGUGAAUGUUUUCGUAAAGGACAAAAUCCGUCUCCGCCUGCUCUGUGCGCCUCCCUCUGUAUGUGUGAGAGAAAAAAAAAAUCAAUGGUUUGGCUGUUGGGAUUUCAGAGGGGUUCACCUUCUGCUUCAUGUAUGCAAUAUAUUCAGGCUGUAGUCUGCAGCAGAAAUACUUCAAUCUUCCAGCCCGGGGUCAGAAGGUUAAGACGCACUAUGGUUUGCCUUUAUGCAGCGGCAGCGGCCUGUGCAUCAGUUUUUUCGCGAGUCCUUUAUGGGCGACCAGAGCAGUGACACUUCACGCUCACUGUACGCCGUGCUUUCUCUGUCGUCUGAGAGCGCAGCCGUGAAAUAGACCGGCUUCUGCGUGACGUGUCGGUACACAAUGUUUCUGUACUGAGCCUUAAGUGUGGAUAAUGAACAAGGAGCGGGUAAAUUCUGUGCUACUUGGGAGUUUAAUAUCGCAGUACAGUGGGUCACUGCUGCUGGAAGCCAAUGCCAUCAGGAUGUGACUUGCUUUGUGAUGUCUCUUUAACAUGACGUGAGAGGGACAUGCAGAUUUGUACAGGCAGUAAGAAGGAAGUUCGCAGCAUAUUAACAGUGGUCGGUGGUGGCGUAGUGUGUUUCACCUUCGGUGAGGGAGUUCAAUGUCAAGACUGGUGUCAGAAAAUCCCACGAAAGACAAAGUCUUAAUCUGUCUCUCAGUACUUUCUGACUCCCCUUUCUAAGCCCGUUGAUUUCUAUUUGAGAUCUCUAAAAUCGGCCCUAAUUUUUAAAUAACAACAGGUCAAAUGACUGUUUUUUAAUGUGAAAGGUGAUGCUUGAGAAACCCACCGAAGCUUUUCACCCGACUAUGCAGUUAGCCUCAGCUCAGAGUAGCAUUUUGACAUCUUUUGCCUCCAUCAUCUCAUCCAUCUGUAACACUGCAGCCUCGCUUCCAGCACGUAGUGGUUGUCUAAUACACACACUUCUAGGACUGUGUACUGUAACAUAGGAUUUACUUACUGCGUUGCAAGUUGGUCUCUUUACAAUUGCUUUACGAUGGAGCUUCAUGGCGCCGAGGAGACAGAUCCGGGUUUUCUCCACAAUUCAGUGUUGUUUUUAUUUGUCUUCUGUUGACAGUACGGAAAAUAUAGAAUAUCACCAGACGUCUCCUUGAAGGCAUCAUUAGUGUCCUGAGUGCAGCUACACUUCAGAGGAGUAUGUCAGUAAAGAGAGGCAAAAUGUGUGAGUAUUACUGUAUAUCAUAUAUCAGGAUAUCAUUUUUUGCCCCAUCGUGACAAAAGAACAGUGAGGUAAUUCAUCAGCUGCACAAAACCUUAACUUCUCAUUGUGUUAACUCUCAGAAAGUAUUUGCAAAUCUAGUUUGAAGCGAUGUUUGGUAUCUGUCAGUGCAGGCGAAGGAACGGCAGUGACCUGCAAGCCAAAAGAUUGAUUUUUUUUUUUGGUUGUAAUGCAUCUCUGUCGCCCUUGUGUGGUCUCAAACUCUUAAGCUGUGCUGAAAUACUAUCUAUGUAACGACUACUGAAAAACGAACAUGUGAAAAUAUUAUGAAACCACAUGUGUUUGUCUCAAGAAAAAUAAACAAGUACUGUAUGUAUUUUAUUUUGUAAAAACCAAGGAACUGGAACAUGUGUUUUUCGAUGAGUGUUACGGUAUUUAUUAUUAUUAUCAUUUGUUUUUGCCGUCUGCGGUUUUGCGGACAUACCCCAAGUGUAUUUAGCAGACUGAGGCCUCGGGGCCAUUCGGCUUCUCAGAUCUCCCCCGUAUAUGAACUAUUUACCAAAUUUGCUCUCUCUUUGUCAACACACUCUUUGUCGUGGAAGAAAGCUUUAUGUUUGACCUUCGCAUCAGCGACGUGUCAUAAAUCAUCACGCGGUCAUAAUCCGACAGGGCGACACUGUCCUCCGGUGCAAACUCUGUGAUAUGAGAAGUCGCUGGUUGUUUCUGUUCAUACAGGUCACAGCGUGCAACAGCAACGGCUGACCCAUUUUAUUCUCAGUGGCUUGAUUCGAUGUGUCACACUCUUUUGCCGCGGUCAGGGAACAUUACAGCCCGUGGUGUGAUGUGGUCAGAUACACAGAAAACACACACACACACACACACAAGAAGAAAACUCCACAGCUGACCAGUCUGCCUGAAGAAAACCUCUGAGUCCAACACUGAUAAGCUAUCUCUCCUUCAGAUUACUCAAGUCGUUUUAUUGCCCCCUGUGCACCCAACGCCUUAUCAAAUCUGCAUAUAGACUUUCCCCCCUUUUGUCUGAUAACAAUUUAAUACUUUUCCGUCUUCAUCAGGCAGAAGUGAUUGAGCAGACACUGGAUAGUCGGGGCUCUGUGUCGGAAAUGAGAAAAAGAAAAAAAAGGAAAGAUUGCUCCCGGGUCAAAACCAUGGUGCCAACAUUCAGGCAUCAUGAGAUUCUUUCAUUCUCAUUUAUACGGUAUCCUCACAAUUAGGAUGCAUCUCAUGCCAGAGUUAUUAUUCACACUUUAUUUGAACUUCAAACUUCUCAAUCGUGUCUUCGUUUCUUUCCUGUCCCGGUAAAGAAAUAUAUAAUUUGGUGCAAAUUACAGUUAAAAUACAAUCUUAAAUAUAAGUUAUAGCUUCGGAGUGGUAAAACCCUUAUUUUUCCACUAAACUGCAGAUAUUCAUUCACCUCCAAUAGCAACGUAAGUGCUGUUAAACUCGAAAGUUUAGGGGGAAUCAAACAACAAAUCUCUCAAUUCAUCAUCUGUUUUGAGACACAUCCUCAGCCACGUCGUCCAACACUCUGAGGUAAAUGCGUCCUCAGCGUCUGCUUCAAAUCAAGAUCAUCACAUGACCAGAAGGCUUUUCAUUCCAACCAGUGCAGACAGGUGUUCUGCACAAAAAAAAACCCCUCAAAAGUGCAGAAAUUAAAUGUAUCCCUUCCUAAAGAGGACACGUACUGCAAUACUAACCAUAUGCUGCUUAUUAGUGACCCGUCCACACAGAUUCACAAUUAAUGGACAUGCAAUGGGCUUUGCUCUGAAACAUAUGAGGCGAAAUGUGUUUUUUGAAGCACUGAAUAUUUAAUGAGGGGAAUUUGAACGAGCUGUUACUGUACAGUACGAGGAUAUGAUGCGUGUGAAAUAGUCGGCAACAUAGAAAAAUUAGUCUUUUGAUGAAUGUCUCUUGGCUGAUUUUUUUUGUUCUCUUUUAAAUGUUGAAUUGCAGAUUUUUU